UGCUGCGCACUGCUCUUUAGUGUUGGAAAGCGCAGGCCGCAGUGCCGAAGAAGAAGACCACGCGUGCAAAACACGCCGCAUUGUAUUGUUUUAUUUCGAUUAUAAUAAAAUAAAUAGAUUAUAAAUAAUAGAAAUGGAUGAUGCAGACUACGACAACGACGACGUUGGCGGGGAUGACUUCGACGAUGUCGACGAGGACGUGGACGAGGACAUUAACCAGGAGGAGGAGGCGGACAACAUCGAAAUCAUAGCCCCCGGAGGAGCGGGUGGCGGAGGUGUGCCCAAGUCCAAACGAAUCACCACCAAGUACAUGACGAAAUACGAGCGCGCCAGAGUUCUGGGCACACGAGCGCUCCAGAUCGCCAUGUGCGCACCUAUCAUGGUGGAGCUGGACGGUGAAACGGAUCCUCUGCAGAUAGCCAUGAAGGAGCUCAAGCAAAAGAAAAUCCCCAUUAUCAUCCGCCGAUACCUGCCGGAUCACUCGUACGAGGACUGGAGCAUCGACGAGCUUAUCAUGGUGGACAACUAGUACUCAACCCAUUUAUUCAUAAUAAAACAAACCGACUAAGAUUAAGUACAA
This is a messenger RNA of Drosophila erecta, 580 nucleotides long. It is a transcript of the gene RpII18, whose product is annotated as DNA-directed RNA polymerases I, II, and III subunit RPABC2. The transcript is spliced from 2 exons. Gene Ontology annotation, molecular function: DNA binding; DNA-directed RNA polymerase activity. Bases 134 to 529 code for a protein of 131 amino acids. NCBI's taxonomy places the organism in Eukaryota, Metazoa, Arthropoda, Insecta, Diptera, Drosophilidae. Gene Ontology annotation, cellular component: nucleus; RNA polymerase III complex; RNA polymerase I complex. Gene Ontology annotation, biological process: DNA-templated transcription. The record is from RefSeq and is a predicted model, not a curated record.